AUGGAGGACAAGAAGUAUCUAACUCCAGAUUUCGAUCCAUCGACUCUCAAAGUAGCACAGCUGAGGAGGAUCCUUGUGGAACAUGACAUCAAGUUUCCAGCAUCGGCAAAAAAGCAGACUCUGUUAAACUUGUUUGGUGAGAAAAUUAAACCUAAGGCUUCAACAUUGUUGGCGAAAUAUAACGAAGCAAAUGUUCCCAACGGAAACGACAUCCUUGAUGCAUCGAGUAAAAAAUCCAUUAUAGGCAAUUCCUCUGAUGAUGAACCAGAACCUGCCUCCAAGAACCAGAAAAAGACGAAAAAGGUUACAAAACCAAAGAAAAAAACCAAAUCCAAAAAGCAAUCCAGUACUGUGCCACAGAAAGAAGAACACUUAGUUUCCCCACAUCUGAAAGCCAAGGCCCUUGAUGUUACCGAUGAUUCUAUUAAGUUGACCCCCCCUGAGGAUAAACUUGAUAGAAAGAUUCCCCGAAAACAUCGAGAAAAGGUGGCAGAGGAAGUCAAGUCUCCCAAAUUGGAUUUGAAACUCAAACCAGCGUUAGAUCACGAUUUAGAAGAGGAGUUGUUGGACGAAAAAUGCAAUCAAAUUAUUCCUUCUAAAGACGAGGAUGAAAAGAUAAAGCUGGAAAGAGUGAAGGAGAAUAUCGAAACGACUUUCUCUAAUAGAAACGUAUUUCAAAAGGAACACUCUUCAAUACCGCACAAAAGAAGCAGAGAUCUAGAGGAAUAUUCAUCGCCCAACAGAAAACAAAUAAAACAAGAUAAGUCAUCCAAGGAUAUUUUCAAAGGUGAAGACUCUUUCAACUCCACUGAAGACAUAGACUUUGACAAACUUUUGAGCUCGCCUACUAAAGGUAAAGUCACUAGAACGAAGGAUACGCCUAAAUCGAUCGCCAUUACUCCUCAAGUUUCUAGGAGACACAGAAAAACUCCAAGAUCCACUAAACAACUGUCAAACACUCCGACGACACAUUCAGAUCAGUCUUUCUCAUCCAGCACCCCUAUCGAAGAGCAUGUACCUAGGGGUCCAACCGAACAAAUUGAUUUGAAGAAGGAGAAAGAAGACAUCACCAAAAGUUCUCGUAAAACUCCGAAAGUGACUAAAAGAUUAAAGCAAGAAAGUGUCGAACCUGAUAAAAACAACGACAGCACACUCUUGGAAACGUUGAAGAAUGAAGUGGAAGAGGAAGAGAACCAAAUUAAGAAAGAUGCCGAUGAAUUAUUGGUUGAUAUCGAAAAUGCAUCUUCCAAUGUUUCCUUCAAGACAGUUUUGAAAUACUUCCUAACUUGGUUUUUUGCAUCUUUAGUUUUUGUUGCUUUCCUUCUAUGGAGAGAGCAAAGAAUAUACUCUGGAUACUGUGGAUCAUCUAUCCACAAAAAAGUUUUUGACAUUGACUACGAUAUAAUUCCUGAGCAAUUGCUACCUCUAAUGGAGUAUGUCGAGGAGACAUCAUCACAGUUGGUUCCUGAAUGUGUCCCAUGUCCUGAACAUGCCGAAUGUUUUCCUUUGUUCAAAGCUAGAUGUGAUGUAGAUUUUGUUUCAACACAUCCUUGGUACUCCAUUUUUGGGUUUGUUCCUACUCCAGUCACUUGCGUUCCAGAUCAUAGAAAAACUGAGAAUAUUCACAGAGUUACUAACUAUUUACUGUUUCUGCUUCGUAACAGAAAUGCCGAAAUUGACUGUGGUAGGGGUUUAGACGAAGAUGCCGGCUUGUCUCUUGAGGAGCUGCACGAUCUUGUUUUAGAAAUCAAGCCUGAUUAUGUCAGCCCUGAAGAAUUUGAAUAUUACUGGAGCAAAGCGUUGGUGGACUUGGAAUCUGAACCUGAAAUAAUUGUAAGGCAACUAUCAACAUCAAACGAUAUCAAUAGAAAACAAGAUAUUGAAGACACAUACCAGGAAAUCGAUAAAAGCUCAAACCAAACGAUUAUUCGCUCCACGUCUCUCACAAACCUUAGUUUCCAGUGCCAAAUAGAUCGUUACAUUACCAGUAUUUUGAUAAAGUACCGGCCAUUUGCUCUUGCCUUUAUAGGUCUUUUGAUAUUUAUACGGGCCUCAAUUUUUAUCUAUCGGAGAAAUGCUAACUACAAGGAACGGAUCACUGGAUUGGUUUCAGAAGUAUUUCAAAGGCUUCAAAGAAGAGCAGGAAGUGCCAAGAAAGAUUCAUCAGGUUUGACAAGACCUUAUAUUGGUUCGCAUCAGCUACGGGAUUUACUUCUUGACUCUGAAAUGCGCUUUUCUGAGAAAAACAAGAUAUGGAAAGAUGUUUCGAAGAAGGUCGAGAGAAACAGCAACAUACGCAGCAGAGUCAUCGAGGUAUUUGGCGAAGUAAUGAAAGUUUGGGAAUGGAUAUCGGAUGUAGACAAUUAA
Molecule: messenger RNA, 2367 nt
Organism: Komagataella phaffii GS115
Lineage: Eukaryota; Fungi; Ascomycota; Pichiomycetes; Pichiales; Pichiaceae
Exons: 3
Coding region: 1-2367 (788 amino acids)
Cellular component (GO): nuclear inner membrane
Molecular function (GO): chromatin binding
Source: RefSeq, a predicted model, not a curated record